Molecule: messenger RNA, 13633 nt
Organism: Acinonyx jubatus (cheetah)
Lineage: Eukaryota; Metazoa; Chordata; Mammalia; Carnivora; Felidae
Gene: MED12L
Product: mediator complex subunit 12L
Exons: 48
Coding region: 4576-11295 (2239 amino acids)
Biological process (GO): regulation of transcription by RNA polymerase II
Cellular component (GO): mediator complex
Molecular function (GO): beta-catenin binding; transcription coactivator activity
Source: RefSeq, a predicted model, not a curated record
GUAUAACGUGGCUACUCAACAAUGUAAAAGUACAUAUUUGGCUAGCAAUAUAAUUCCGUUGGCAUUGCUGCCUUAGGGAGUCACAAUGUCUGUAUUCUCUACAUAUCUACAAGUGGCCUAAAGACUAUAUGAAAAAUUCCAUUUGGUCGGAAUAUCCCAAAAUUAACCCCCUAUUUCUCUUUUCUCUAUCCUGACCCACCUUCUCAAGUCAUUCUCGUUUCUCCUUUUUUUUAAGAGGCCAAAAGAAGGGGGAGAGUUUUCUUUUUUGAGUCAGAAGUAGGCACAACACAAAUACAUUUAAAUGUAAUGGGGAUAUAAGGAAAACUGAAAGUAAGCAAGACUGCCUGUAGACAAACUGUUAACAAAACAGAGUAAUAUAUACACCUGGACAAGCAUCAGUCCCAUGGGGAAACCCAGCAACUGUAAUUACUUCACCUACAGGCACUACACUGAGAAUUGUUUCUUUCCACUUGAGUGGAAGCAUGCUCUAUACCAGAGCAAGCUGUCAGGAGUUUUGCCUCUCUUAUACCCGAUCUGUCUUCCGAGGCUCACUUUUAUACGUGUUAUGUAAAUGAUAAUUAAUACAUGGAACACACUGACAAUAAUGAGCAGAGGUUGGAGAGUCAGAGGGAUCUAGGUUUGAUCCUGGCUUUGCCACUUGCUAAUUCAAUGGUCUUGUGCCAGGAACUUCACCUCUGGAGCCUCACCUGUUAAUCUGUAAAAUAGGGAAAAUGGGACCACAGCUUUCUGGUGGGUCAACACCUUGCCUCUGCUCCUAACCAUUUUCCACUCUUUUUUAGUAGGAACCUGCUCUAAAAUACGACUGUAUGUUGCCUUUUGCCAGAGACAUUUUAUUCCUCACCUCAAACCUUGUGAAAAGAGCUUUGAGGGGACCACUGGCCUUGGCAUUUGACAUUUGAACCAGUGCAGUUUGUAUGAACUUCAGCAAUUGGUCUGUGACCCUGACUGGAGAACAUUCAAGGUGAAGAAGUGUGGCUUGCAGGAUGUGUCCAUGGUGGGUAAGGAAAGGAAGCUGGUGAGAAAAUGCCUACACUAGAAUAUGUGGAGGCAAAGACAUCUAUGUAUUUUUUGCAGACCAAAUGUAGAGAGAGAAAGCCAGCCAUGAGCUGUCUUAAAGGGACUGUCCAAUACUACAAAGGGAGUCCCAGCUGUGAGGGACUCCUUGCAGAACUCUGAAACUGGGGCUUGCAGAAGGGACAUUAUCAGUUAAGGAGUUUUCUGAGGAUGACGGAUCUUUGAGGAGGCCUAGGUUGUGACCUACGAAAAAGGGUCAGCUUUUAAACACUUGCCAACCCACAAAAGCAGCCCUAGAAACUGAGUUUCAUACUUGGAGGAUUAAGUCCUAUAUGCUUAAAAUGGUGUAUAAUUACGCCUUCUCUGGCCACAUUUCAAUCCCUUUCUUUCUCCAGGUGUACUAAAUCUCCUCAGGUGCCUGAACUCACUUCUGGCUAGGCUGAGGUCUGGACUCGGACCUGUCUGGGGAGCAUCUGGUUUUCUGAGUAAUUCCUGUUCUGUGCAAACUGUUCGCAGGCCCAGGAGGUCAUUAGCCAAUUAAAGAUAAGACGCCCCUUAUUGGAACAGUAAGCAAAUGAAACUCACCUUAUUCAAUAAGAAUUUGUGUCUAUCUGCUGUAUUAAACACGACCAAGAUGGGAAAUUCAUGCACAGCGUAGAUCACGGUGGCUUCCAUGUUAACUGGCCUUAGCUUAAAGACUAACUUGAGUGGAAGGAGAGCAAGAGGAUAAGGUGGGGAUGGGAGAACAAGACGAUUCUGUGACAUAUCUAAGUGUGUGGCAGUAAAUGAUGAGCAAUUAAAAUGAGAAUUAAGUGCUGAGGGCCCUGACAGGACCGAAGGAUCAUCCUGUGCCUCAAGAGUUUGGGCUGAGCUUCAUACAGGAGUCUGGACUGUAAGGACUGUCCCCGGGUGGCUGUUGGAAACUGAAGCCCCUGGGAAUUCCAUGCUUAGAAAUCGGAAUGAGGACUAACUGGGGUGAGGGAUGAAGGAGGAAAAACUGGAUUGGUGGGUGGGGCUGGAUCAUGAAGAACACAAGUGCCAGGAUGAUGGAGCCAAAAUGCCCAUGGGAAGUCCAUGUAGUGAAAGAAUGAUUUUUGAGUUAGUGUCUCAGCGCAUUAAAGCUUUUUUUUUCCCCGUCCAUGCCAGAUUGUCUCAAGACAAUGGAAUUAGGGAGACAAGGACACUUUUUCACAAACACUUGGGACACAUUACUAACACAUUUUGACUUUAAAAUAAAAUCUUUAGGGGAAGCCUGGGUAGUUCAGUCAGUUAGGCAUCCAACUUCAGCUCAAGUCAUGAUCUCACAGCUCAGGAGUUUGAGCCCCUUGUGAGGCUCUGUGCUGACAGCUCAGAGCCUGGAGCCUGCUUUGGAUUGUGUGUCUCCCCCUCUCUCUGCCCCUCCCCUGCUCGCUGGCUCUCAAAAUUAAACAUACAUUUAAGAAAAUUAAAAAAAAUAAAAUCUUUACGGUUAGAUACAAUUUUGAGCACUUCAAAAGUUUUUCCUCUGUGGAGGCAAGGUGGAGACUCUUGCCUAGGUAUUGCAAGGGAGGAAUUUAGGUUACAUUUUCUGUCAGAGGAGCACAUCAGCAUAAGGUAUCCCUAAAGUAGCACUGGGGAGUAUCCAGCCACAUACCUACUCAUCCACCCACCUACUCACUAUCAUCUAUUCCACCAGCCAACAAACAUUUUUUUUUGUUUUUGUUUUUUGAGUGCCCUGCAUGUGGUGUUCCCUGCUGUGUUCCUAAGUUGCAACAAUGAAUGACAAGGUUCUCUCUAUUGUAUGUCAACGAGUUGGGGUGGGGUAAAUGGAGGAAAAAUGGCAAAACUUUGAUAACAGUCACAGCUGGGAGAUGAGUACUUGGGGGUUCAUUAUACCAAUUCUCCUGCUUUUUGGUGUCUUUGAUGAUUUUCCUAAUAAAGUUAGAUAGCUGUCCUGUUUCUCAAGAAAGGAAGUUAGAUUGAUAGAUGCCUUUAUCACAAGGGCAAGUUCAGCUUUGAAGUUACACCCAGGGUAUUAGGAAGAAAGACCCUUGGAGCAGGGUGCAGAAAGUGGUCAAGAAAUGCCUCCUGGUGGAGGGUAACUGUUCUCUACAAGUCCGCACUCACAUUGAGUAAAGACGCCCAAAACCCACAGGCCUGCCUUGACCUUAGGCUGAGCGGAGAAGGGCUACGAGAUCGGGGUCAGGAGUGAGAAACUGGCCUCUACCACAUACCAUCCCCUCAUCUACCUUUUCUUCUUUCCCUUUUGCUUCAAGUGAGCUGAGGUAAGUAGCUAUUUGGAUUUUUUUGGGCAACACGUGAGCACCCACUAUAUGCCAGGUGCUGUACCAAGGCUUUGGAUUCGAUUCCGCGUAUACCAUUUUAUAGAAGAUGGAACCAGAAGUCCGGAAAUUCCCCGAGGUGUGGGGGACGUGACACAAGCAGGCAAGAGCACUUCAGGAACCUGGUCCUUCCAACCCCAAGUCGUGGGAAACAGGUCAGAAACUUGGGAUCAGGCGGAGAUAGCUUUGUGGCUUUGAACAAGUCACCGGGCCUCACUGCGUUGACUCAAUUUCUCCAUCUACAAAAAGGGUACGGUAAAACCUUGCAAGGUUUUGCUUUUUUCUUUAAGGAUCAGAGACCUUUAAACUGUCAAGAUCCUGGCACGAAGGGAGGGCUCCAUAAAUGGCAGCCAUCAUUCUUGGACAAGUGCCGGCACAUCCUCCGGGCACGCCUCCCGCGGGGUCCCUCGGGACCGGCCGGGCCCGCCCCCGCGGCUCCGGUCUCGCAGUGCUCGCGGCAGGUGGCCCAGCAUCUCCGUGCCCACGCCCCGAAGCGAGUGGGGAGCGCGGGCGGGUUGGAUGACCAAGGUCUCCCCUGGAGGAUCGCCUCCCUCCCUCCACACGCCCGGCGCAGGUGAGGUUUCCGGCCCAGGCCACGGGGACAGCGACCCCGGGGAGAGGUCGUGGCGGACCGCGCGGCCCACGGCCGGGAGAGGGGUCCUGCGGGCACCCCCUCCCUAGCCCAGUUUCACCCCAGGACCAACCCCGGCUCCGGGGCCCGCGGGCUGCGCGCUCUGCGGCUGCGAAAACCCGGAGAGGCGGAUCGGAGCGCGCUCGCAGCCAACUCCUCCGCGGUCCGGCCGCCGAGCUGGGCAUGCUCAGUGCGGCCGCCGCGCCGCCGUCCGCCAACUCGGAAGCUCGCGCUCCCGGGCCGUGGGGGCGAGAACGCCGGCGGCGGCGAGCCGGCGUCGCCCGCCGCCCCCAGACAGUGGCAAACUUCGCGGCGUCCCCGGAGCUCGCCAGGACGAGACUGGUAUCUCACAAAUAAAAACCAGUCCAGUUCCCCCAUCCCAGCCCGAAUCAUGGAGGCUGUGGCCGCCGGAGUGCCGCCGCCGCCGCCGGCCCCUGCCCACUAGCCGGGGACCAACAGCGCCACAGCGAGCGAGCGAGCGAGGAGGGGGAGAGAGGGAGUCUGUCUGCAAAGUGCUGCUCCCUGGUGCUCAGAGGCGGCUGCUCCAGCUCCAACUCUCAUUCAUUUCGCCGGUUAACAUGAGAGAUCAUGGCCGCCUUCGGGCUUCUCAGCUAUGAGCAGAGACCGCUGAAACGCCCCCGGCUCGGGCCGCCCGACGUCUACCCGCAGGACCCCAAGCAGAAGGAGGAUGAACUUACUGCUGUGAAUGUGAAACAAGGCUUCAACAAUCAGCCAGCCUUUACUGGAGAUGAACAUGGCUCAGCCAGAAAUAUUGUAAUUAACCCAUCAAAGUUCGGUUACUACGAAAUGCCACAGUCGUUCACAGAAGCUCCCUUUGCUACUUUAUUCUAUUCAGAGCAGAUUGCAGCUUAUUUCAGCAGCAUAUUAGCUGAGAAACUAAAGCUUAACACUUUCCAGGACACCGGAAAGAAGAAACCACAAGUUAAUGCUAAAGAUAAUUACUGGCUGGUUACUGCUCGAUCCCAGAGUGCAAUUCAUAGUUGGUUCUCUGACUUAGCAGGAAAUAAACCACUUGCUAUUUUGGCAAAAAAGGAGCUGCCUCUGGCCAAGUCAGGUGUUCCUCAGGUUCCAAUCCUUAGUAAAAAAGAAGAUGUUUUUGCAUAUUUAGCUAAAUAUUCAGUGCCAAUGGUUCGAGCCACGUGGCUGAUCAAGAUGACGUGUGCCUAUUAUUCUGCUAUUUCUGAAGCUAAAAUUAAGAAACGUCAGGCUACUGAUCCUAAUUUGGAGUGGACACAAAUAUCUACCAGAUAUCUUCGAGAGCAGCUGGCCAAGAUUUCUGACUUUUACCACAUGGCUUCCAGCACAAGUGAUGGUCCUGUCCCAGUGCCACCAGAUGUGGAGCAAGCCAUGAAGCAAUGGGAAUACAACGAAAAGUUGGCAUUUCACAUGUUCCAGGAAGGAAUGCUAGAAAAACAUGAAUAUUUGACAUGGAUCUUGGAUGUGUUAGAGAAGAUCAGACCGAUGGAUGAUGACCUUCUUAAACUCUUGCUACCACUCAUGCUGCAGUAUUCGGACGAGUUUGUUCAGUCGGCUUACCUGUCUCGUCGUCUUGCCUACUUUUGUGCCCGGCGUCUUGCCUUGCUGCUGAGCGAUAGCCCCAGCCUUCUUGCUGCCCACUCGCCCCACAUGAUGAUAGGACCAAACAACUCAAGCAUCGGGGCCCCCAGCCCUGGCCCCCCUGGCCCCGUCAUGAGUCCCGUGCAGCUGGCCUUCUCAGACUUCCUCUCCUGUGCACAGCAUGGCCCCCUGGUUUAUGGACUUAGUUGUAUGUUGCAGACUGUCACUCUCUGUUGCCCAAGUGCCUUGGUGUGGAAUUAUUCCACAAACGACAAUAAGAGCGCGAACCCAGGCUCGCCCCUGGAUCUGCUGCAGGUGGCCCCCUCCAGUCUCCCCAUGCCGGGUGGGAACACAGCUUUCAAUCAGCAGGUUCGGGCAAGGAUUUAUGAGGUAGAACAGCAGAUAAAACAAAGAGGCCGUGCAGUGGAAGUUCGGUGGUCUUUUGACAAGUGCCAAGAGUCAACAGCAGGGGUGACCAUUAGUCGGGUUUUGCACACGUUGGAAGUGUUGGAUCGACAUUGUUUUGACCGAACUGAUUCCAGCAAUUCAAUGGAGACGCUUUAUCAUAAGAUUUUCUGGGCAAACCAAAACAAAGAUAACCAAGAGGUCGCCCCCAACGAUGAAGCUGUGGUGACCUUGCUGUGUGAAUGGGCGGUGAGCUGCAAACGGUCAGGCAAGCACAGGGCCAUGGCUGUGGCAAAACUCUUGGAGAAGAGGCAGGCGGAAAUCGAAGCAGAGAGAUGUGGUGAAUCAGAGGUCUUGGAUGAGAAGGAGUCCAUUUCUUCAGCCUCUCUUGCUGGAUCUAGUUUGCCUGUUUUCCAGAAUGUGCUACUAAGGUUUUUAGAUACACAGGCCCCCUCAUUAUCGGAUCCAAACAGUGAAUGUGAAAAAGUAGAAUUUGUGAAUUUGGUGCUGCUCUUCUGUGAGUUCAUCCGACACGAUGUCUUCUCCCAUGAUGCGUACAUGUGUACCCUCAUAUCUCGGGGAGACUUGUCAGUCAGCGCCUCGACUCGGCCGCGAUCGCCAGCAGGAGAAAAUGUAGAUGAGCACUAUCCAAAGGACCAUGACAUGAAAAUGGAGGAACAGACUAUUAUGGCGCAUAUGGGCAUUGACUCAGGAACUACUAAUAUUUUUGAUGAAGUAGACAAGAAUGACUUUAAAACUGACUUUGGUUCGGAGUUUCCAAUUUUUUCUCCCAUGCCUGGAGAAUCCUGUGAGAAUGCCAACCCUUCCUUGGGCAGAAGAAUGUCGGUUAAUGGUGAGAAGUUGCUUAAGAGAGAAAAACCCAGGGAGUUGAUUUUUCCAUCUAAUUAUGACCUUCUGCGGCACCUGCAGUAUGCAACACAUUUCCCCAUACCUCUGGAUGAAUCUUCAAGUCAUGAAUGUAACCAGCGCACAAUCCUGCUUUAUGGAGUGGGCAAAGAGCGUGACGAAGCGAAGCAUCAGCUGAAGAAGAUUACCAAAGAUAUUUUGAAAAUCCUAAAUAAGAAGAGCACCACAGAGACAGGGGUUGGAGAUGAAGGACAAAAAACCAGGAAGAACAAACAGGAAGCAUUUCCAACUCUGGAGACUGUGUUCACAAAACUUCAGCUCCUUUCAUAUUUUGAUCAGCAUCAAGUGACAUCUCAGAUCUCCAAUAAUGUGCUGGAACAAAUCACAAGCUUCGCUUCAGGAACAUCCUAUCAUCUCCCUUUGGCUCACCAUAUUCAACUCAUCUUUGAUCUUAUGGAGCCAGCGCUGAACAUCAAUGGACUAAUUGACUUCGCAAUACAGCUGCUAAAUGAACUGAGUGUUGUGGAAGCCGAACUGCUCCUGAAAUCCUCCAGCCUGGCAGGAAGUUACACGACGGGACUGUGUGUGUGCAUUGUGGCUGUUCUCAGGCGGUACCAUAGUUGUCUGAUCCUGAAUCCUGAUCAGACAGCCCAGGUGUUUGAAGGGUUGUGUGGUGUGGUAAAGCAUGUUGUGAACCCCUCAGAAUGUUCUUCCCCCGAGAGAUGCAUCUUAGCCUACCUCUACGAUCUCUAUGUGUCAUGUAGCCACCUCAGAAGUAAAUUUGGAGACCUCUUCAGUAGUGCCUGUUCAAAAGUUAAGCAAACCAUAUAUAAUAAUGUGAUGCCUGCAAAUUCUAACUUGAGAUGGGAUCCGGACUUCAUGAUGGAUUUUAUUGAGAAUCCUUCAGCUCGUAGCAUCAAUUACUCAAUGCUGGGCAAGAUCCUUAGUGACAAUGCAGCCAAUCGCUACAGCUUCGUCUGUAACACGCUCAUGAAUGUAUGUAUGGGCCAUCAGGAUGCUGGAAGGAUUAACGACAUAGCCAAUUUCUCCUCUGAGCUGACAGCUUGCUGCACUGUUCUUAGUUCAGAAUGGCUGGGAGUUCUGAAGGCUCUUUGUUGUUCUUCAAAUCAUGUGUGGGGGUUUAAUGAUGUACUUUGCACUGUAGAUGUGAGUGACCUUUCAUUCCAUGAUUCAUUAGCUACUUUCAUUGCUAUUCUGAUAGCACGACAGUGUUUCUCCCUGGAGGACGUCGUGCAGCACGUCGCACUUCCCUCUCUCCUAGCAGCAGCUUGUGGAGAUGCAGAUGCUGAGCCGGGGGCGAGAAUGACAUGCCGACUCCUGCUUCAUCUCUUCCGAGCUCCCCAGGCCUGCUUGUUACCUCAAGCAACCGGUGAGCCGACAGCUAUAAAAUCCCCAACUGCAUGUUCAUUUGGAGGCAAACCUUUCCCUGGAAUAAGAUCAUCUUGUGAUAGACACCUCUUAGCCGCCGCUCACAAUAGCAUUGAAGUGGGAGCCGUGUUUGCUGUCUUAAAAGCAAUUAUGAUGCUUGGAGAUGCCAAAAUUGGCAAUAACAAUGUCAGCUCUUUAAAGAAUGAUGACUUCACCAUGAGAGGUUUACGGCGUGAUGGGAAUGCUGAUGAUAUCUGGACUGCUUCACAAAAUUCAAAAUCCUGUGGGAAAAGCAUUUCCAUAGAAACUGCCAAUUUAAGAGAAUAUGCUAGAUAUGUACUGAGGACUAUCUGUCAACAGGAAUGGGUAGGAGAACAUUGCCUAAAAGAACCUGAAAGAUUGUGCACAGACAAAGAGCUUAUAUUGGACCCUGUGCUUUCAAAUAUGCAAGCACAGAAAUUAUUGCAGCUUAUUUGUUAUCCUCAUGGUAUUAAAGAAUGUACGGAGGGCGACAAUCUGCAGAGACAGCACAUUAAGCGCAUUCUUCAGAAUCUUGAGCAGUGGACGCUGAGGCAGUCCUGGCUAGAACUUCAGUUAAUGAUCAAACAGUGCUUGAAGGACCCUGGCUCUGGUUCAGUGGCUGAGAUGAACAACUUACUGGACAAUAUUGCAAAGGCAACAAUAGAGGUAUUCCAGCAGUCUGCCGACUUGAACAAUAAUUCUUCUAAUUCUGGAAUGGGCCUCUUCAACCCAAAUGGGAUUGCAACUACUGAUGCUGGUAGCACAAGGCAGAAUGGAAUAAAGACAUUUCUAAGUUCCUCUGAACGCAGGGGUGUAUGGCUGGUGGCCCCCCUAAUUGCCAGGCUGCCGACCUCUGUGCAAGGAAGAGUAUUGAAAGCUGCAGGAGAGGAACUGGAGAAGGGACAGCACUUGGGCUCUUCUUCAAAAAAGGAAAGAGACAGACAAAAACAGAAAAGUAUGUCUCUUUUGAGUCAACAACCUUUCCUCUCACUGGUCCUUACCUGCCUUAAGGGACAAGAUGAACAACGGGAAGGCCUCCUAACAUCUCUUCAGAAUCAGGUUAAUCAGAUUUUAAGUAAUUGGAGAGAAGAACGAUACCAGGAUGACAUAAAAGCACGGCAGAUGAUGCAUGAAGCAUUGCAACUUCGCCUAAAUUUGGUAGGAGGAAUGUUUGACACGGUGCAGAGGAGCACCCAGUGGACAACAGACUGGGCCCUCCUCCUGCUUCAGAUCAUAACUUCUGGAACUGUUGACAUGCACACUAACAAUGAAUUAUUCACAACAGUUCUUGACAUGCUGGGUGUGUUAAUCAAUGGAACAUUAGCCUCAGACCUAUCAAAUGCAUCCCCCGGGGGAUCUGAAGAGAACAAACGUGCAUACAUGAAUUUAGUAAAGAAACUGAAGAAAGAGCUAGGAGACAAGAGAUCAGAAAGUAUUGACAAAGUUCGACAGUUGCUACCUUUGCCAAAACAGACAUGUGAUGUCAUUACUUGUGAACCUAUGGGUUCCUUGAUUGACACAAAGGGAAACAAAAUUGCUGGAUUCGACUCCAUAGAUAAAAAACAGGGUCUUCAGGUGUCUACAAAGCAGAAGGUGUCCCCAUGGGAUUUGUUUGAGGGUCAGAAGAACCCAGCUCCUCUGUCUUGGGCCUGGUUCGGGACUGUCCGAGUGGACCGAAAGGUGAUCAAGUACGAGGAGCAGCAUCACCUGCUGUUGUAUCACACACACCCCAUGCCCAAGCCCCGAAGUUACUACCUCGAACCGCUGCCCCUGCCUCCGGAGGAGGAAGAGGAGGAGCCCACAUCUCCCAUCUCUCAGGAACCAGAGCGGAAAUCAGCUGAGCUGUCAGAUCAGGGAAAAACUGCAACAGAUGAAGAGAAGAAAACAAAGGGAAGGAAGCGCAAGACGAAAUCAAGCUCAAGAGUUGACGAGUAUCCACAGAGCAACAUAUACCGAGUGCCUCCUAACUACUCACCCAUUUCCUCCCAGAUGAUGCACCAUCCGCAGUCCACCUUAUGGGGCUAUAACCUCAUGGGUCAGCCCCAGCAGCCGGGUUUUUUCCUUCAGAACCAAUCUCUUACUCCAGGUGGUUCUAGGUUGGACCCCACGGGCUCCUUCGUCCCAACGAAUACCAAACAAGCUCUGUCCAACAUGCUGCAGCGGCGCUCGGGGGCCAUGAUGCAGCCGCCGCCCCUCCACGCCAUCACAUCGCAGCAGCAGCUGAUACAGAUGAAGCUUCUGCAGCAGCAGCAGCAGCAGCGGCUUCUCCGGCAAGCCCAGGCUCGACCUUUCCAGCAGGACUUCUGUAACUCUGCUGUCUCCCUUCUGGAAGACUUUGACAACAUAAUGGGCCCGCCAGGGGACCAGGCUGCUCUCUUUGCUGCACAAGCACGGCCCUCCCCUCAGCUCCCCCAGUAUCCAGGGCUGCAGCAAGCACAGACCAUGCCCCAGGGCUAUACGAUGUAUGGAACGCAGAUGCCUUUGCAGCAGACCCCUCAGCAGCAGGCUGGUGGCGUGGUCCUCUCUCCUAGCUAUAACUCCAGGACCUAUCCGGCCACACAUUCCAACCCGGCGCUAAUGGAAAGACUCAGACAGAUGCAGCAGCAGCCCAGUGGCUAUGUUCAGCAGCAGGCGUCACCGUACCUGCAGCCCUUGACCAGCUCUCAGAGACUAAAUCAUCAGUCGCUUCAGCAGAGCCCUCUGGUAGGUGGAGGAAUCGAUGCAGUGCUCACUCCCACGCAUCCAAGCCUCCCCUCGGUGCCCCUGCCUCAGGACCCAAUGAGAACCAGACAGCCGCAGGUUCGACAGCAGCAGAGACUCCUCCAGAUGCAGCAGCCCCCCCAGCCCCAGCAGCCCCCGCAGCCCCAGAGUCAGACCCUUGGUCUCCAAGCGAUGCAGCCCCAGCAGCCUUUGUUUCCCAGGCAAGGCUUGCAGCAGACCCAGCAGCAGCAACAGACGGCCGCCCUGGUGCGGCAGCUCCAGAAGCAGCUUUCUAGUAACCAGCCACAGCAAGGAGUGACUCCCUAUGGGCAUCCAUCACACUUCUGAAUCUGGAAGAGGACAAGACCUAAAGUUUUAUGUUUGCACUGAAAAAUAGAAAAUCAAAUUUAAUGCAUCAGUCAUCUUUAGAAAUGUCCCUAUGUUCUUUUCUUUCUUUGAAGUUUUUCUAUAUUUUGUGCUACAUUUCAUAUAGAGGCAUUUAAACAAAGAGAAAAGGAGGAGGUGUGGUUUGGGGUUUUUUUUUUUUUGUUACUUUCAACUUUAAAGUAGUUAUAAAAAUGUGGAUCCUGCAGGCCUAUUCAAGGAAGAGCUUGGUAGCAGAUCUUUUGAAAUUGGUGCUUUUUUUUUUUUUUAAUCUCCUAGAAUGAAUUAUGGUGGAUUUAAAAUAUUCAUGUAUUCAUUAAUGAUGAAGGGUUUUUUUGUAGUUUGUUUUGUUUUGUUUUUUUCCCAAACUGCUGGACCAAACUACUGAUUUGAAAGGCAUGUCCAAUCUUGACAGGAGAGUAAUCCAUUUAUUCUACUUUCACCUGUGAUGGUGAAAUGGACAUCUAUUUGCAUUGCUCUAAUUUGAAAUGUUUGUAAUUUCAUAAGCACUUUAUAAACUUCGUUCUUAUUUAUGUAGGAUUUUUCUUUGCUUUUGUUGUGGUCAAAAGGUGCUGAAACAGAUUGUUGCUUAGGACUUAAAUUUCUUAGAUCAAGAACUUAAACCCAGGCUUCUGUGAGAGCCACCCUAAGAUCUGUGGAAGCCUAUUAGAAGUAGCUGUACUCGAGUUUGUUUUCAGUUACAAGAUCAUUGACCAGAGUCUUUGUGAAGGUACAACAUGUAAAAUUCUAAAGGCCCGAACAAGCCACAGUGGAAUUGUUCCCAUUAUUUAUUGCCAGAUUUGGCAAAAAGGACACUUGGUUCUCCUGAACCUUAUGCCAACUUGAAAACAAACAGUCUUGCCGCUGGCCUGAGAUUCCACAGCGCUCAAACUUGAUGUGGUUUCCAGAGAAUCUGGCCCCCAAGUCCAGAAGGCUCUGGUUUUCAUAAAGGUGUAUUUGCUGUUUAUUUUGUAUGGUAAGUAUUUGCUAUUUUGAAUUUAACUAUUAAUGUUGGUGUCAGUCUUGGUUGUGUAUUGCAUAUACUGUAUUUAUAAAUUGGUGCAAAAAGCACAAGUAAAUUAUACAUCAAAUUUAUUAUAAAGAAAUAGUAACUAUUUUAACUUUGUUCAAGUAUGUGGUAAUUUGCUCCUAUUAGAGUAAAAAAUACAGUAAAUUAUUAUCAGUUUGUGUAACUUAAGAGUAUUCCAUAUAAUAUUUUUUUAGAUUUAGAUGCAUAAAAUUUUGAAUGUGAAAAUUGCAGGGCAUUUUAAAACAUGUGGGGGAUAUUUUCCCAUGUUUUGUGUUAAUUCAUUUUCUUUUGCCAUAUGAUUUUACAUGUAAUGUAGUUGAGCAUACUGUGAAUAGACUUGUCUAUAAUGAGCAAACCACGUAGAACUACUUUUUUAAAACGUAGCUAGAACAACUUUAGAGCGUUUCUUUUGCAGAUCAUUAUAUAAAUAAUUUAUAUCUUCCUAGGUGAGUUACUCAUUGCAAAGUUUGACUCAUGCAAACGACCUCAAAUACAUGUCCGCUUACUUUGCUGUGGCAGCACCCAUGUGAACUGCUUUGUACACUGUGAAAUAAUUCACUCCAGCCUGCUCAUUUCAUGUUUACUCUGGGCUGGAAAAGACUUUGCCAAAACAUUAAAGACCAUUCUUUUCACUAAAUUAACAUAUUCUAUCUGCUUUCGGAAGACAGAUCUUUACAUUUCAACUGGUUUUGUAUAUCAGGUUUUGGGGGUUUUGUGCUUUUUUUUUUUUUCCUCUUGAGAAUCAUACUUAGAUUUCAUGAAGUUAUUUUUCUUCAAAGUAAUAUAUCCAUAUAAUAAUUGCCUUGGCAAAACAACCGAAAUGUGAAUGUUGUGCCUAGUGAGUGAGUCAUGUUCCGUCCUGAUUUUCUUUUCAAGAAUUAUUGGUAUUUAAAAUGCCAAUUUUCAGUUUGAACCAUAUAUUUUUAUAGUUCAGUAUCGCAAACAGCAGUAAUAUUGUUUCAAGAAUGAGUGUUAUAAUUGCAUAGCAUUUGUAUGCACUUUAUGGUUUGCAUAAGUUAGUGAAAUUAAUUUAUUAAUAAUCAUUUUGCACAUGAAAGCUGUGGGGUAUACCUUUUUUCUUGUUGCGUCCUUUUCUUUUCAGGUGACAAAGCUAAGUUAUGGUGUAAUUCAGAUUCUAUAGAAGGUUGAGGAAAAACCUGGUUUACCCCUGUGCAUUAUAAAGAGAGCAACUGGAAUUUUUAAUCUAGUCUUAGCAUAUUUCCUUCCACUUAAUCCUAUAUCCUAAGAGGUUUCUUUUUUUUUUUUUUUUUU